Molecule: messenger RNA, 414 nt
Organism: Lactuca saligna
Lineage: Eukaryota; Viridiplantae; Streptophyta; Magnoliopsida; Asterales; Asteraceae
Source: the annotation of a GenBank genome assembly
AUGUUUGAAACUCCGAAGACGAUUUCCGAUGGUGGUGUACAGGUGAAGGAGAUCGAUGACUUCCGAGAAAGAAGAUCCACUCAGCCACAUUCUCCUUUCUUGUUCAAAUAUGCUGACGGCAACACAUCUGCAAAUCGGGUUUGUAACUCUCAAGACCUAAGCGCAAAGCAAUGCAAAUUGGGCUCCAUCUCCGACGAAAACAUGGUGACGAAUAACAAUCCACUUGUGGAUUUGCUGAUUCUGACAGCGAUUGCGAAGGUUUUGAACGGAAAUUCGCAUUGUAGAGGCGAAGGUGGCGGAUUGGAGGCCAGAUGUACCGCCGGUGGCCAGAUUUUGACAUAUCAGGGAGGUACUUGUUGCCGGUGUUUGUGUGGUGUUCUUCAGGUUUACAGGGAAAAGGGGUGGGUGAGCUGA